AUGAACAAGGAAGAGAGUGAGCUAAAACCUUUAAAGGAAGUGGAUCUAGAUGAUCUUCUCGAUGAUGCACUGAACGAUUUUGCAGAUGAAGUGAGUGCCGUUCAAGCCACUGAGGUCUCAAGUGUAAAGCAGGAAGCAGCAGCAGCAACGCAGAGCAAUGAAGAAAACGGGAUGCAUGAGAACAUGGCCCAAUUCUUGGAAGACGCACAGAAUCCCGAAUUCCAGAAGGUGCUUGAGCAGGCAUUUCGAGAGCUGGGUACAGAUGCUGACACGGAGAAGAUUGAGCAGCUAUUGGGUUCGUUCAAAACAGACCCGACGUCCGAUGAGACGGACGAUGUUAAUGCUGGUGUGGCCAAGACACUGCAGAAUAUGGCCAAGGCUGCAGAAGAUAUGGAAGAUGUGGGUACGGAACAGGUUGAAGCAAUGGGAGAAGACAUGGUGUCUGAAAUGAUGAAGAAGUUUGAAGAAAUGGGCGAAAAGAACGAUUUCCACGACCUGGUGGAUGGAAUGAUGCAGCAACUGCUGUCCAAGGAUGUCAUGUAUGACCCUAUGAAGCAGAUCUGCGAGAGGUAUCCCGAGUGGUUAGAUGAAAAGAAGCCCUUGCUGUCAAAAGGAGACUAUGAGAGAUAUGGCAAACAGUAUCAAUACUUCCAGCAGAUUGUUGCUAUGUACGAGUCGGAACCCGACAAUUACGCUCGGCUGUCAGAGCUUAUGCAAGAGAUGCAGGAGACUGGCCAACCCCCAUCGGAGAUUGUGAAGGACCUUGCUCCAGGCUUGCAGUUUGAUGAAGAAGGAAUGCCGAUCAUGCCCAACAUGGGCCCGGGUAUGCCAUUCGGUGGCGUUGGAGACAAGGAGCAGUGCUCUGUAAUGUGA
Peronospora farinosa is the source of this 873-nucleotide messenger RNA. The record is from the annotation of a GenBank genome assembly. Lineage: Eukaryota; Oomycota; Peronosporomycetes; Peronosporales; Peronosporaceae.